Amyelois transitella is the source of this 1650-nucleotide messenger RNA. RefSeq lists its product as uncharacterized. Bases 1 to 1602 code for a protein of 533 amino acids. The record is from RefSeq and is a predicted model, not a curated record. The transcript has 6 exons. Lineage: Eukaryota; Metazoa; Arthropoda; Insecta; Lepidoptera; Pyralidae.
AUGCCGAGUAAUAGGGUUUGUCUUCUAGAAGAAUAUAGAUUAAUUGAAAAAAGUGAGCAUGAAGUAAAUGGCAUUUGGAAAGGCGCCCACAUCUUAUUAUUCUUUCUGGCGUUCGUGUUUGGCUGCUUCUGUACUUUCUGCUUCCAUAUGCUCAUGUACAUGUUCGACGAGAAAUGUGUGCUUUUUCCUAAGCUCCAAAGCUUAACUUCGCUGCGACACAACGUCAUAUACGAAUUCAUACCUAUUGAUAAGGAUUCAGCCGAUAUGCCUGUGGAUUUUCUCAGCACACAGUGGCUGGAGAAGAGCGCAUGUUACCUUCCAACCUAUGUGCCCCUGGUCUCAGCAAUCUUCGGCCUGGUAUGGACCACAAUGUUCCUCAUGUGUUCGACGGGCAGCCGGACUUUAUCUGGUUUACAGCGGCCAUGGCGCAUUUUGCCACCGGUGUUUAUAUUUUCAUUAGCGAUGGGUGGAGUAUGCAUCUACUCGUCAUCGAUGACUCACAAUGGACUGGAAGAACUCUGUCUGAAGCUCAGCGAGAUCACUGGCAGCCCUACUUGCACCUACACGGUAAACGUAGCUACCUUAGUAUACGAGCGAAGAAUCAGGGGUGUCUACCAAGCGACGAGGCUGACCAUACUGACUGCGUGGCUUCACACCUUCUGUUGGCUAAUGUCGGCUGUGCUGGCUCUGGCGAGGAUCAUUAUGGUCGUUGACUUCCAACUCGUGCGCAUUAAUGUCGACCUCAUUGGAGACACCGAUAAAAUGCUGGAAAAAAAGGAAACACAUGUCCGAACUGUAUCGCCAGAUCGAUGGUUAUAUACUUCUAAUGCGUCAUUAACUUCAGUAGUAUCUACAGGUGUCAAUAAAGUUCAGUUUAAGAGUAAACUUGCGGAAUCUGAAAAUAAGGAUAAAGAUCCGGAUAAUACUACUAACAUGAUGUGUAUGUUGUACUAUGACGACAAACCACCAGUAACUAGGUCUACUUCAAACCUUUCAUUAGUUCCAGAAGAAAGAAUUAAAUUGGCUAAGAAACGAAUUUUUGUAUCAAUAAAAAAAGAGCACUAUUUCAUUGCGCAAAUGGUAUUUGAUCUAGUUAAUAAUCUAAAACUGCCGGAGUCACCUGUUAUGAGUAUAGAACCUGGGUCCCCACCGAGCCUCGUGCUAGAAGUAGUACGCCAGUUUGGUCACUCAAGAAUUACGUCUCUAACUAAUUCGCGACUAUCAGACGACAACGCAGAAGAGCAAAAGAAAAUAAUUGAAAGACUUUGGCCACGAGAAAAAACUAAUCUUUUUGAAUCUAGAUCAGAAUUUUCUGUAGCUUCUUCAUCAAGAGGAAAGCCCGAACCCCACAGAGAUUCAAUUAAAAAAGGUAUAGUAAAAUCUACCCAAGUGAGUAACAAGAAAGAUAAAGAAUGGAAAGGAGAAGAUAAAUCUAAAUCUAGUAUGAAACACGUGUCUAUUCAAACAGAUAAGAAGCGUAAAAGAAGGCCCAAAGAGAAGGCACAAAAUGUUAAAGAUAAUACUUCUGAUACAUCUUUAGGCAGUAAUGAAGCCAAAGCAAGUAAGGAAUCACAGACAGAUAAAAAAGAAAAACAAGACUGAGCUUCCUUUUUUGAAACUUAAGAUAUAGGAUAAUAAGAUUUGAUAUUU